This is a messenger RNA of Aspergillus homomorphus CBS 101889, 954 nucleotides long. Its product is annotated as intradiol ring-cleavage dioxygenase. The record is from RefSeq and is a predicted model, not a curated record. NCBI's taxonomy places the organism in Eukaryota, Fungi, Ascomycota, Eurotiomycetes, Eurotiales, Aspergillaceae. Gene Ontology annotation, molecular function: oxidoreductase activity, acting on single donors with incorporation of molecular oxygen, incorporation of two atoms of oxygen; ferric iron binding. The transcript has 2 exons. The annotation marks the transcript as partial.
AUGCAUUUCAACCUGCUCCUCCUCGCAUCCGCCGUCUUGACGGCCACCGCGCACCCCGGCCCUCAUGAGCCGCUGUCCCGCAACGCCCUCCAACGCCGCGAGGAGCUCGCAAAGCGAUGCCCGGGGCACGCCGCCAGCUUCAACAAGCGGCGCAUGGCAAAGCGCUCUCCCGCGAAGCGCUGGGAAGGCCGCAACGCGACCUAUGAGAUCCAGACCGAAGCCCCGUUCUACGAGAGCAUCCAGAACGAGACCUGCGUGCUGACCCCGGAGGUGACCCGCGGGCCGUACGUGUGGCCGCAGUCGCAGACCCUACGACAGGACAUGACCGAAGACCAACCCGGCGUACCGCUCUGGCUGGACGUGGGUGUGCUGGACAUGGCAACCUGCGAGCCGCUGCCCAACGUGCUGGUGGAUUUCUGGCACUGCAACGCGACGGGCUCGUACUCGUCCUUCACGGCGCUCUCGCCGAACACCGAGUUCGUGAAGCUGCUGAGCGAACUGGACAUCAGCGAGUCCGACUUCGAGAUCGGGAAGACGGACCUGCACACCGACGACACCACCUUCCUGCGCGGCAUGUGGCCGACCGAUCAGAACGGUAUCAUGGAGAUGAAGACGAUCUUCCCGGGCUUCUACGUCCAACGAGCCAUCCACAUCCAUGUCCAGGUCCACACCGACUGGACCCUCCGCGCCAACGGCACCAUCGCCUCCAGCCACACCGUCAGUACCGGCCAGAUCUACUUCGCUGAGGAGCUCGAGCGCGAGAUCAUGGCCCUCCAGCCGUACGCCUCGCACACCCAGAUCAACCGUACGACCAACGCGGAGGACUCCAUCUUCGCGCAGGAUACCGAGGGCGGGUUCAGUCCUGUCAUCUCGGUUGUACCGGCUGAUGGGCGGGAUGUGCGCAAUGGCAUGAUUGGCUAUAUCACGCUUGGGGUUGAUACCUCUGCUAUCGAG